AACCAUCCCUGUGCAAACUCCAAGAGCCUAUUUCAACAAAUCCUUAAUGGUUUUCUUUUAUUAUGCAUGAUCUCAAGCUUGUUCAUAGCAACAGUAGCAACCCCAUCAGGAAAUGAAACUGAUCUUCAUGCUUUACUUGACUUCAAGAAUAAGAUAGUUGAAGAUCCAUUACACAUCAUGAGUUUUUGGAAUGACUCCAUCCAUCAUUGCAAUUGGAUAGGAAUCACCUGCAACAUCACCAAUGGAAGGGUCAUGAACCUGAGCCUUGAACAACAGAGACUUGGAGGCACUCUUACACCAUCUAUUGGAAACCUCACAUUCCUCACCACACUCAACUUGCAAAAUAAUAAUUUCCAUGGUGAACUUCCUCAAGAAGUAGGAAAUUUACUAUACCUGAAACGUCUAAUCUUCAGCCUCAACAACUUUGGUAGGAGCAUUCCAGGUAGUCUCAAUCACUGUACAGAACUAAGUAUGCUAGCAGCAGGUGGUAACAAUCUUACAGGAACAAUUCCAACUUGGAUAGGAAAUCUUUCUUAUUUGUCUUAUAUUAACUUUGCAGUGAACAACUUGCAUGGAAACAUACCACCUGAGAUAGGCCUUUUAUCAAGCUUGACAUUUCUUGUAGUUUAUGGGAAUUACUUGUCUGGCACAGUUCCUUCAUCAAUCUAUAACAUUUCUUCCAUAUACUAUCUCACUUUUUCUCAAAACAAUCUCCAUGGAAACUUACCAGCUGAUGUUGGAUUUACUCUUCCUAACCUUGAAGUGUUUGCUGGUGGAGUCAACAAUUUCACGGGAACAAUUCCUGAAUCUCUUUCAAAUGCAUCAAGACUAGAAAUUCUUGACUUUGCUGAAAAUGCUCUCACUGGCUCACUUCCUAAGAACAUAGGAAGAUUGCCCCAUUUAAAAAGACUCAAUUUUGAUGACAAUAGACUUGGAACUGGGAAAGCUGGUAACCUGAAUUUUCUUUCUUCCUUGGUUAAUUGUACUGCUCUUGAAGUUUUGGGUCUUGCUCGAAAUAGUUUUGGAGGAGAGUUGCCUAACUCAAUAGCUAAUUUCUCAAGCCAAUUGCACAGAUUUACCAUUGGUUCCAAUGGAAUUCAUGGAAAUAUACCUGCUGGGAUCAGCAAUCUUGCUAACCUGGCCCUUCUAGGAUUGGAAGGAAACCUCCUAACUGGUAGUGUUCCUGAUGCAUUAGGCAUGCUUCAAAGUCUUCAAAUGUUGUAUCUGAAUGGCAACAAAUUUUCUGGAAGGAUACCAUCCUCCUUAGGAAAUUUAUCGUCAUUAACAAAACUCUUUAUGGAGGAGAACAACUUUGAGGGAAGCAUACCUUCUAGUCUUGGAAAAUGCCAGAAGUUAUUGGUACUUAGCCUUUACAGUAACAAGCUUAGUGGCACCAUACCAAAAGAAGCCCUUAGCCUUUCCUCACUAGCAAUAUAUUUGGAUGUGUCUCAUAAUGCUCUAUCAGGGACUCUGCCAGCUGAAGUGAGUAAUCUACAUAAUCUUGGAGAGUUGGUGCUGUCUGAGAACAAUUUCUCUGGAGUCAUUCCAUCUUCUCUUGGCAGCUGUAUUAGCUUGGAAAGGUUGCAUUUGCAGGGUAACUCUUUUGAGGGAAACAUUCCUCAAACUUUGAAAAAUUUGAGAGGUUUAUAUGAUAUAGAUCUUUCACAUAAUAGAUUGUCUGGUAAGAUUCCUGAAUUUCUUGGUGAGUUCAAAGAGCUCAAGCAUCUCAAUCUUUCUUUCAAUGACUUUGAAGGGGAAAUACCAAAGAAUGGAAUCUUCAUGAAUUCAACUGCCAUUUCAUUAUAUGGAAACAGCAAGCUAUGCGGUGGUGUCCCAGAAUUGAAGUUUCCUGCAUGCCGCAGCAUGAAAGCCUCUCUAUUAAGAAAACUUCUUGCCCCCAAGGUGGCUAUCCCUAUAGCUAGUUCACUUGCAUUUAUACUCUUUCUAUCAUGCUUUCUUACAUUCUUCCCAAAAGUAAAGAAAGCAAGAAAGAAAACUUCUAUAUCGACAAAUGCAAAGGAUUUGGAAUUGCAACUUUCUUACUCAGAAAUUGCAAAGUGCACUGGUGGGUUCUCUCAGGAAAACCUUAUUGGCUCAGGAAGUUUUGGUUCUGUAUACAAAGGAACUCUUUCAGGUGAUGGAUCAACAGUUGCAGUUAAGGUGUUAAAUCUUCAACAAAGAGGAGCUUCAAGGAGCUUCAUUGAUGAAUGCAAAGUUCUGAGAAGUAUAAGGCAUCGCAACCUUCUCAAGAUCAUAACUGCCAUAUCAAGUGUUGAUCCUCAAGGUAAUGACUUCAAAGCUCUAAUCUUUGAGUUCAUGUCUAAUGGAAGUCUAGAAGAUUGGUUGCAUCCUAUGAAUAAUGUGCAAUAUCAAACCAAGACAUUGUCAUUUAUCCAAAGACUGAACAUAGCAAUUGAUGUUGCUUGUGCACUGGAAUAUCUCCACCACUCCUGUGAAAUUCCAAUUGUUCAUUGUGAUAUAAAGCCAAGCAAUGUUCUUCUUGACAAUGAUAUGGUUGCUCAUGUUGGUGACUUUGGAUUAGCCACAUUUCUGUUUGAAGAAACAAGCAAUUUUUCCUCACAAUCAAUUAUAUCAGCUAGAUUAAGGGGUUCUAUUGGAUAUAUUCCUCCAGAGUAUGGCAUGUGUGACAAGCCUUCUACACUUGGAGAUAUCUACAGUUAUGGGAUACUAUUACUGGAGAUUUUCACAGGUAAAAGACCAACAGAUGAAGCAUUUGAAGGUGGCAUGGGAAUUCAUCAGUUUAUAUCAAUGGCUUUACCUAACCAUGUCAUGGACAUAAUUGAUCCUUCAUUACUGGUCUUUGAACAAAACUGUGGUGAAGAAGAUCAAGAAUUUGAAGAAGAAAAAGCUAUAAGAAGGAACUACGAGAUUGAAGCCAAGGACAAAGGUUUCAUGGAGGAUUGCAUUGUUUCAUUGAUGCAAAUUGGAGUCUCUUGCUCUGUAACUCUACCAAAUGAACGAUUGCCAAUGGUUGCGGUGGUCAACAAACUACAUGCAAUCAAGAACUUGUAUGAAGGGAUGAAGCAUAAUGCUAUAUGAACAACAUUUAUAAGAAGAGAAAUAAGAUAACAAAUAUGUAAAACCAUAAGAUUUUA
Molecule: messenger RNA, 3116 nt
Organism: Gastrolobium bilobum
Lineage: Eukaryota; Viridiplantae; Streptophyta; Magnoliopsida; Fabales; Fabaceae
Product: putative receptor-like protein kinase At3g47110
Exons: 2
Coding region: 67-3060 (997 amino acids)
Biological process (GO): protein phosphorylation
Molecular function (GO): protein binding; ATP binding; protein kinase activity
Source: RefSeq, a predicted model, not a curated record